Messenger RNA from Dentiscutata erythropus, 813 nucleotides. The record is from the annotation of a GenBank genome assembly. Lineage: Eukaryota; Fungi; Glomeromycota; Glomeromycetes; Diversisporales; Gigasporaceae.
AUGUCUUCCCAGAACGAUUAUUUAGCCAAAAAGUAUGGAUCAAUUUCAAAAACUACGAAAAAAACAAAAAAAUCGGCGAAACCUAACGCUAUAAUUGACGAAGAUGAAAUGUUAAAUAAAUGGAAAGCCGAUGAGUUAGAUUUAGAACGCAGUGAAAGAGAGAGAAUAAUGGACUCUAGAUUAAGUGUUGGCUUGCAGACAGCUGAUAAAGUGAAAAAAGAUUUAGAGCGCAUUGAAAAAGAUAGAAAAAUGGACUCUGGAUUAAGUGUUGGCUUGCAGACAGCUGAUAAAGUGAAAAAAGAUUUAGAACGCAUUGAUAAAGAGGCUAAGGACAAAUUUAGAACUAUGGAUCCUUCACGAUCUGGACGUGGUGCGCAGACUGUAUAUCGUGAUAAACAUGGAAAAAAGAUCGAUAUAGUUGCGCAAAGAGCUGAAGAGCGUCGCAAAAUUGAGGAAGAAGAGAAACACAUGAAAUGGGGAAAUGAGGAUCAAAUUGUUAAAGAGGAUGAAUUACGUCAUAAACCAUUAGCAAUAUAUAAAGAUGACAAAGAAUUAAACGAAGAACAAAAAGCACAAGAACGUUGGGAUGAUCCUGCUGCAUUAUUUUUAACUAAAAAAAGGAAAAAAAAAGAAUCGAGCCGUCCUAAAUAUCAAGGUCCUCCACCACCUCCUAAUCGUUUUAAUAUACCGCCAGGUUAUAGAUGGGAUGGCAUAGAUCGUUCUAAUGGAUUCGAAAAAGCGUACUUUGAGAAGCUUAACACGAGGUCUGCACUGGCCAGUGAAGCUUACAGUUGGUCGGUCGAAGACAUGUAA